Acanthochromis polyacanthus (spiny chromis) is the source of this 3223-nucleotide messenger RNA. Its product is annotated as E3 SUMO-protein ligase ZBED1-like. The record is from RefSeq and is a predicted model, not a curated record. Gene Ontology annotation, molecular function: protein dimerization activity. NCBI's taxonomy places the organism in Eukaryota, Metazoa, Chordata, Actinopteri, Pomacentridae. The transcript has 3 exons. Bases 790 to 2664 code for a protein of 624 amino acids.
CCGGCCCCGUAUAAGUGGAAGAAAAUGGAUGGAUGGAUGGAUCUAUCUAUCUAUCUAUCUAUUCAUCCAUCCAUCCAUGUGUGUCUGCUGCCUGCCUGAAAGAGUUGCAUAAAACAAGCGCACCUCCUCACUGUCUAACUGCUAACUAGUGAUGAACUCUGUAGCACGAAGUCGGAAAAAGCUGUUCUUUUAGAUAAUUGUUAGCUGAGGCUAAUGCUAACCCAAAGCUAGGCUUUAAAAUGCUAACGCAGGUCACAGAGGAACUGUAGCUGCUAAUGCUGCUAAUUUUCAGGAGCAGAAAGGAAUAAACGUCUAAAAUCUGUAUCAGAUACCAAGAAUAAAUCUGCAUUCUGAUUUGAUUUAUUGUCUAGAGUCUGCAUCUUUUCCAAUCAGUACAGAUUAAACUGGAUAAACCUGCAUUCAUAGCUGCAAAACAGUAAAAUAAACAGAAUGAUCAUAUCUUCUGAUAAACUCUGAGUUUAAUGAAGAUCUAGAACCUCCACCAAGUAGGGCUGAACGAUUUAUCUAAUUUGCGAUUUUAUCACGAUAUUACGUCACGCGAUUUUGAAAUCGCGUGGCUACUCGAUUUUGAGCCUUUGUUUGGUUGUUUCGCACCCAUUCAUUUUAAUCAUGCCUGUGCAUUCAUAUCCAAGGCCGCUAGGGGCGAUAGUGCGCCCGCCCCUGGUAUAGCAGGCGGAGUUAGGGAAAGAAGAAGCACACCUUGACGAGAGGCAAGCGGAGGCAAGCAGCAGCUAGCAGCUAACUUAUAGCAAACAAACUUUCCCCACAAUGCGUGAGGAUCAGGAAAGUGAAGACAGCGAUGGAAACACUGCACAGACUGUUUCUUUGCAGUCUAAGAGAAAAGGAUCGUCCAUUAUCUGGCAGUAUUUUGGAUUUAAAAAAGAAGACGACGCACAGUCGGAGGUAAUUUACAGAACAUGUGGGGCGAAAGUCUUAACAUCAAAAGGAAACACUACAAAUCUUUUCCAACAUCUAAAAAACCACCACAAAACCGUAUAUGAUGGCUGCAUGGCAAAAAUACCAACAAGACCAAAAGCACCUCAACAAGCUUCACUUAAAGUGAUGUUUGAAAAUGUUACCCCGUACGAGCGAACAUCAAAAAGACACAGAGAAAUCACACAGGCAAUAGCGGAGUACCUGGCUAAAGACAUGCUGCCUUUUAACAGUGUCAGCGGAUCUGGAUUCAUGAAGAUGGUCAAUGUUUUGGACAAGCGAUACAGCAUCCCCGCACGUACUUACUUCAGCCAGGUUGCCAUCCCUGAACUAUAUAAAAAGUGCAAGCACGAAGUCAUGAUGGAGAUUCAAGCAGCUGGGUUUUUCGCUGGUACAACAGACUUGUGGACAAGUCGUGCAUCUGAGCCGUACCAAAGUCUCACGGUCCAUUUCAUCACUGAAGAUUUUGACAUAAAAGCUCGCUGCCUUCAAACUGCCUACUUCCCAGACGACCAUACAGGCGAAAAUAUUGCAGCAAGUCUGAGGGAGGGACUUUCGUGUUGGAAUCUACCUGAAGAAAAACUUGUGUGCAUCACCACAGACAACGCGUCAAAUAUGGUGAAGGCUGCGGAGCUGAAUGAGUGGACCAGGCUUCAAUGCUUCGGACACAGACUCCACCUCGCCAUUGAAAACGCUCUUAAAGAAGUAGAUGACAAGGUGUCAAGAGCCACAGGACUGUGUAGGAAGCUUGUAGGGCAUUUCUCACACAGCUCUAAAAAGAAAAUAGCCUUGGCUGAAGCACAGAGGCAGCUUAACUUACCUGAGCACUGUCUCAUUGUGGAAUGUCAAACACGAUGGGGAUCCAAAGAGAAGAUGAUCCAAAGAGUCCUCGAACAGGCCAAGGCCAUAUCAAAGGUCUUAUCAGGAACACCAGCACGCACUCUCAUCCCAACGUGGCAAGACAUGGAUGUGCUUGAAUCUAUUCACAAAGCACUACAUCCACUAUUAGAGUUCACAGAUGCUCUAUCCGGAGAAGAGUACGUCAGCAUCUCCUACCUCAAGCCUGUUCUCCAUCACUUGGCCACAUCUGUGCUUGCUGACGAUGCAGAGGAUACUGAGUUAACAAAGUCAAUUAAAUCCAAAGUCCAGACAUACCUUGAAAACAAAUACAGCUGCCCUAUCACUCAAGAACUUUUGGAUGUGGCGUCAUUUUUAGACCCUCGUUUCAAAACAAAGUACACCAACACAGACAAGAUUCCCAUCAUUAAAAGCAGACUGAAGACAGAAAUGCUGGAUAUACUAAGACAAGAGAAGAGAUCUCGCACCGAAAGUGCCCACGGUCCACAAAGUGCACAUUCCAGUGGGGCAAAAGGAAAGAAGUCAAUUGGCAGCCUCUUCAAGUCCAGCGCUUCAGCCUCCGAUGUGUCCAGUGUCAGUGUUCAGCCCGAAGAUGUUGUGGAGGCCGAGUUUUGCAGCUACCUCCUUGCCCCCUUGAUUGAUGGAGAAGACGAUCCACUUAAGUGGUGGAAAGAGUACAAAUUUAACUUUCCCCACCUGUCGAAAAUGGCCCGCAAGUACUUGUGUAUACCUGCCACUAGUGCUGCUUCGGAGCGCCUUUUUAGCACAGGGGGCAACAUUGUCACUUGCACACGAGCAUCACUUAAACCAGCAAACGUGGACAUGUUGGUCUUCUUAGCUAAGAACCUGUGAACAGUAAAACCUGGCGGAGGGUGUUUCGUUCAGUUGCACUUAAGUUUGUUUAGUAGUGUUUCGUACUCAAGUAUUUUAAUUUAAAGAAAUGUUAAAAGGUAUUUAAUAUUUACCUUUAGCAAGCAUUUGAUUUUGAUGCACCUGAUAUCUUUUCUUUGAAUACUUUUAUUUAUUAUUUUUAUUUUAUCUCUAACUUACAAGCUGAAAAGUUUACUUGAGUUUUGAGAGUUUGUUGCACUAUGCACUCUCUGCACUUUGUUUUGUUGACAAAGUCAAAUGUUCACAAAGCUUCACAUUCAGUGAAUUUAAUAAAAAUGGCUUUGUAUAAACAAGAUAGUUUUGUUAUUAUUAUGUAGCUUUAUAUACAACAAAAGGUAUUUUUGGUGCAGUUAAAAAAAAAGAAAAAUCGAAGAAAAAUCGAUAUCGCAAUAUUGGUAGCUAAAAAUCGCAAUUUUGAAUUUGGUCAAAAUCGUUCAGCCCUACCACCAAGUCUGGAAACAUCCUGACUCCAGCAGUUCACUGACUAACUGAUUUAAACGUGGUAAAGCUGGUGAGGUUA